AUGACUACGAAAGAAUGCGAGUCGACUCCUACGGAGGCUUCUGGGCCAGCCAAUGAAAGCGAUAAAUAUCCUGAAGGAGGCCUGCGAGCAUGGCUGGUCGUGCUGGGGUCGUGGUGUGCCAUGAUCCCGUCCAUGGGACUUUUGAACAGCCUAGGGAUCUUGCAUGCCUGGACUGCGGGCCAUCAACUGAAAGAUUACUCUGAGUCUAGCAUUGGCUGGAUUUACGGGGCGUAUAGCUUCUUUUUAUACAUUGGAUCAGCUCAAGUGGGCCCGGUUUUCGAUGCUUACGGGCCGAACUAUGUUAUCAUUCCCGGAUCAAUUGGCAUGGUUGCUGCCAUGAUCUGCCUCAGCUUUAGCAAGGAAUACUACCAAAUCUUCCUCUCGUUUAGUGUACUCGGAGGCCUCUCUGCCUGCUUGCUGUUUACACCCGCCAUAGCUUCUGUCGGACACUGGUUUAACGUCCGUCGGGGACUAGCAACCGGCAUCGCCUGUACUGCAGGUGGCCUUGGGGGUGUGAUGUUCCCGAUCAUCAUCCUCUUCGCCGCGCCUAAGAUUGGCUUUCCCUGGGCCAUCCGGAUUAUUGCGCUAGUCAGCGCCAUACUGUGCUUAGCAGCUUGUUUCUUGAUCAAGACACGAUUUCCUUUGAACAAAAAGGCCGGUGUCGCAGUCGAUUUGAAAGCCCUCAAAGAUGUGCAUUAUGCAUCAACAACUGUGGCCGUCUUUCUGGUGGAGUUUGCCGUCUUCAUUCCCAUCACCUACAUCGCGUCGUAUGCCGUCCAUAUUGGCAUGAACGAUACGCUUGCUUAUGCAUUAAUCGCAUUUUUGAACCUGGGUGCUAUACCCGGCCGGUUCCUCCCGGGCUUACUAGCAGACAAGUUGGGCCGAUUCAACGUCAUGAUCGCCACAGCUCUAGUAUGCUCAAUCCUAACACUAGCAUUCUGGCUCAAAGCAGGCGACAACACAGCAGCGAUAAUCUGCUAUGCAGUACUCUUCGGCUUCUGGAGCGGUGCAGCGAUCAGUUUGACGCCGGUGUGCAUCUCGCAAGUAUGCAAGACAGAGGAUCUGGGAAAACGGAAUGGCACGACGUUUGCGAUCUCAAGUAUCGGGACACUCACUGGGAUUCCGAUUGCAGGUGCGAUUCAGGAACGGGAUCAUGGCGGUUACCAGGGAUUGAUUAUCUUCGGGGGCGUGAUGUAUCUGGCAGCGACAGUGGCGUUUAUUGUUGCGAGGGGGGUUUGUCGGAAUUGGGCAUUGUGGGUGAAGUUUUGA
Molecule: messenger RNA, 1269 nt
Organism: Aspergillus ruber CBS 135680
Lineage: Eukaryota; Fungi; Ascomycota; Eurotiomycetes; Eurotiales; Aspergillaceae
Product: putative oxalate/formate antiporter
Exons: 3
Coding region: 1-1269 (422 amino acids)
Biological process (GO): transmembrane transport
Cellular component (GO): fungal-type vacuole membrane
Molecular function (GO): transmembrane transporter activity
Source: RefSeq, a predicted model, not a curated record